Messenger RNA from Paramuricea clavata, 372 nucleotides. The record is from the annotation of a GenBank genome assembly. NCBI's taxonomy places the organism in Eukaryota, Metazoa, Cnidaria, Anthozoa, Malacalcyonacea, Plexauridae.
AUGGAAGCAGUACCGGCCGGUGUCCCCCAAGGAGCUGUUAUCUACCCUACGCUAUUUAACAUUUAUAUCAAUGACAUGGAAGAUGGUAUUCCAAACGAACUUCCAACGACAUGUAAGUACGCCGAUGAUUGUAGCCAAUAUGAACUUGUUUCUACUGGACUAAAUAGUAAAAUGCAGGAAGCAGUGAAUUUUUUGGAAGACUGGGCUACCCAAAAUAAAAUGGAGUUGAAUACCAGUAAGACAAAAGAUAUGUGGAUAGGAUUUACGAGAUCAAGCCCAGCUCCCCCAAGCAUCAGUAUAGGCAACGAAAUUAUUGAAAGAGUCACAAAAUUCAAGCUCCUUAACUGGGGUUACCAUGCAAAACGACCUUAA